Pestalotiopsis fici W106-1 is the source of this 942-nucleotide messenger RNA. RefSeq lists its product as uncharacterized. The transcript has a single exon. The record is from RefSeq and is a predicted model, not a curated record. Bases 1 to 942 code for a protein of 313 amino acids. NCBI's taxonomy places the organism in Eukaryota, Fungi, Ascomycota, Sordariomycetes, Amphisphaeriales, Sporocadaceae.
AUGUCGGAAGCUACCACUGACCCUUCUUCAUUCCCGCAAUUCGGAAAGCUUCCUCCCGAGCUGCGGAUGCUAGUCUGGAAGCACAGUUUGCCGAGCAUUGAGCCAGCGUUGUACCCUUACAUCACUGGGCUCUGGGAACAUCGCAAGAUUGAUGAUGGCGAUGCUCGUUUCAAUCGCUCAGACCCCACUGCCAACGUGGAAAUGUAUUUCCGACACGAGUUACUACGCAGCGGUGCACGCCUCGAGAUCCCCGCGAUUCUCGUCAAUCGCGAGUCUCAUGCCGUCGCGCGGGCCUGGCUGCGCGACCCACCCUACCGAGUGUGGCGUCACAAUGACAGGGCACCCGAGGCGGCAUGCGAUGAUCCCCAGCACUGGUCCUUCCAGCGUCUCUUUGAUCCUGCCUCCGACAUUAUAUAUGUUGCGCCCGAGAGAUGGCUUGAUUUCCUCUCCGAACAGGAUUCCCGUACGCUGGAUGAUGAUAUGAUCGAUUUCAAUCCCCAGCCCUUUGGGUACAACUAUCGCACUGCCGUCGACUUCAACGUCCUCUGGAACGCCGAAGAGGACUUUUCCGACGUGGUAGGCGGCUAUUUUCAUGAUAUACAAAACUUGCACGUUAUCGUCCGGGGCGCGCCUAAAAGUGUCAACGACGCAUUGUCUGGUCGGUGGCGCCUCCAACCGGCCCCUGGAGGGCACCUGUACUAUGAUAUUGAUCUGGAGCGCAUUCGGUUCAAGUCUGACGGAUACCUUGGCGAUACGGCCAUGUUCAAGCGACUUCGCAAGAUUCUGCAACCACUCGUGUACCAAUUGGCCCCUCGCUUCGAAUGUCUGCGUGAAUGGCUUCGCGAGAAAAGUGUUGGGGAUAUCCGGACUGGGGACAAGCACUCCAUAUACGACUGCGCUAAGACCUAUGUCUUUCUGCCUGUUUAUGCUAUGAAAAGAUGA